AUGACCGAGAUCCUCCUUAAGCCCGAUCUUGAUCCUCUCCUUUGAAACGACUUUUGCCCUCCUCUUCAAGCCCACUAGAAAGACAUUCCUUCUUCAUACACCAUGUCGUACCCAGGUAGAUGCAAUUGCGGUAAAUUCGUAUUCAAGGCGCCCGCUGCCCAGGGUAUAGCAGCCUGCUUCUGCAAAUGCUGCACUCGCGCCGGCGGGUCUCUUUGCUCUUUGAAUGCCGUCAUUCCUGUCAACUCACUUGAGUUUUCAAAGGGAUCUUACAACGAGCUCUCCACUUAUGAUGAUCAGGAGACGACUAGUGGAAGUCCCAUGACUAGAUACUUCUGCGGAGGCUGUGGUUCUGCCUUUCAGAGUGUCCCUCAAGGGAGCGAAAUUGCCUACUUCAAGCACUCUCUCCUAGACGAUCCAGUCGGAUACGUCUCUGGCAAUCCACCUAACAUGGUCCUCUUUACGUCCAAGGCGCCCAAGUGGCUCGAGAGUGAGAAGACGCCUCUGAGUGGUGGUGGGAGCACCCCACUUACGUGGCCCGAGCCAGGAAAGGGGACAGAGUACAAGGAUCAGCAGUGAGCGGAUGCGGGUAGUACAGAGCGGAUGAGGGCGGGGAUGCUAGAAAGAUGCUGUUGUUGCGAUGUACGAAAUCUACAGUAAUAAUAAUGUGUAUGCGAGGGCGCCGGGUGGGCGCUCUACAACUCUACCGUCCAGCAACCAUAUCUCCGGCUCUGACCACCAGA
Messenger RNA from Microstroma glucosiphilum, 740 nucleotides. RefSeq lists its product as hypothetical. Gene Ontology annotation, molecular function: carbon-sulfur lyase activity. The transcript has 4 exons. NCBI's taxonomy places the organism in Eukaryota, Fungi, Basidiomycota, Exobasidiomycetes, Microstromatales, Microstromataceae. The record is from RefSeq and is a predicted model, not a curated record. Bases 103 to 576 code for a protein of 157 amino acids.